This is a messenger RNA of Magallana angulata, 1558 nucleotides long. RefSeq lists its product as uncharacterized. The coding region runs from base 55 to 1032 and encodes 325 amino acids. The transcript is spliced from 3 exons. The record is from RefSeq and is a predicted model, not a curated record. Lineage: Eukaryota; Metazoa; Mollusca; Bivalvia; Ostreida; Ostreidae.
CUGAGGAUGUCUAUACAAUGAGAAAGCAAAGGGAGCUGACUGUACUGACACAGGAUGAGACUUGGAAAUUUAUACCAGAUCAUCUGCCUUUGUGCUUUUAUACCAAGUCUAGAAGGAGCAUGUUCUACUGAUAUCCUCCUGAGGUGGCCAUUAACUCCAGAAGUUUGUAGUGACCAGGUCCUAUCUAACACUGACCUACGGUUCUCUUAUUGUCCUCACACGUUCGUCCAGGACCUUCCCGCUCCCCACACACCGCCUGUCUCUCCUUUCUCCGUUAAUCUAUCCGCUGAUUCAGUCCUAGAUUUACGUAUUACUACUGCGCCGUCCGGGGAUUAUGGAUUCUCAGCCUUCGUAAGACCUGCUUCAAAUGAAGAUAGUUGUAUUCUACAUUACAAAUCCGACGACGGCAGUUUUGAGAUGAAGUUCCUUUCCACAGCCUCCGAAACAAGGGUAUCUGUAAUUGGGUGGACCUCUGUAGCUGGCAAUAAUUUACUGGUUAAGGAAUGGCAGAGGAUUGCUUUGGCAAUGGAUGCUAGUCAGUCAAAGCUCAAUUUAAUCAUUGAAGGAGCACCUUUUGACGACACCGAUGUGAACAGCUCUGAUCAGAAACCUGGUACUCCAUCCCCUAGCUUUAAAACACCAGGUACACUUAGAGUCGGGGGAUCUUUUGACGGAGAAACAUUCAGCGGAUUGGUGUCAUGUGUUGGUUUCGUUGAGCACAAAACGAUUGACUGUUCCACAGGCUGUUAUGAUGCAAGUACCUGGUCUUCAAUCAAUAUGAAUCCAGAGAAAAGACACUAUGGAACAUUCUUGCCUACCGAAACCGAGAAAAUUCCGAACCAGACUCCAAUCAAUUUCAUUUUAGCUGACAAGUUGAGUUCCUGUGCUCUGCAAUGCCUGAAGGAUGUCCUUCUCUGUGUAAGCGUAGCAUAUAACAGCGCCACCGGAAGUUGUUUUUUUUACCCGGAAUUCUUUUUCGCCAGUCUGAUUUCUUCUCCAAAUACCACCCUCUAUGUUUUACAGCCAUACUGAGUACUUCAUUAAGUUUUAAUAUCCUUACUCGUUUAAUCAUUGUUUUAAUCAAAUAAAAAAGCCAAAGUUGCACCAAGGAUGUUUCAUAGACAUAUACAUUGUAUUCACCAUGAUGAAAUUAAAAUUUAAAUGUGACUGAAUGUUAUAUCUUUGUCAUUCAGCCGCCUUUCCAUUCAGGUGACUUGGUGACAGAGGUUCAUCGUGUGUGUCUUCAUGUGCAAUGAUUUUAAAAUAACUGUUAACUUAUUAACUUUUAUUUCUUUUUUCGUCACUUGUUGUCGAUUUUGAUAGAAAUAGACAUUGCUAUCGAUAGAGAUUAAAUUAUAUCAACUUAUGAUUGAAGAAGACUCUUCCUUGGUACUUUUUCCAAAAUCAAGAAAUAUAAAGAAAAUUUACCUGGAUUUCCGACCCUUAAAACAAAGAGCUGGGACUUUUUGAAAUAAUAAAUUACUGUUGUCCUUUAACGCAAACCCAUGUUUAUCAAAAUAGUAUACUAUAAGUGACGGAAAGCACUGAUGUGCAGAAA